Molecule: messenger RNA, 6139 nt
Organism: Mauremys mutica (yellowpond turtle)
Lineage: Eukaryota; Metazoa; Chordata; Testudines; Geoemydidae
Gene: ARHGEF26
Product: Rho guanine nucleotide exchange factor 26
Exons: 15
Coding region: 124-2802 (892 amino acids)
Biological process (GO): activation of GTPase activity
Molecular function (GO): guanyl-nucleotide exchange factor activity; protein binding
Source: RefSeq, a predicted model, not a curated record
GCUGGCGCUGCCCGUGCACCCCAGUCCCUGGCGGAGGCGGGCAGCGAGCGGCAGGUGGGGACGGGAGCGGCUGGCCGGCCCCCCGGGCGAGAGGCGCUUUCCCCGCUGCGGCCGCUCGCGGCGAUGCGUGCGGGGACUGAGCCUUUGCAGGAUUUGUUGCUUCCUUCUUGCACUAGUGGUGACCCUAAGGAAUUUGCUAUGGAUGGGGAAAGUGAAGUGGAUUUUUCUAAUAACAACGUAACGCCGUGGUGGAGGAGGAGAUCAACCCCCCAGCUACACACCAAGAGCAAACGUAGACCCCAGUCUUACCAGAGCCCCAAUGGGGUCCUCUUCACAGAUUUCCCUGUGGAAGACAGGGGUACAUUCACUGUGACUCAGCCUGCUGAAACAAUAGUUACUUCUCCAGUCAACAGAUUAGUCCAGAGGAGCCCCUCCUCUUUUAAAUCCAACAUGGGAUCUGUGCCAAAUGGAAAAAUAGGGUCUCCAGAGUAUAAAAUUGUAUCCCCUCAGCUUUCUUCUGACCAGGCAUCUCAGGUUCUGAAAUUGGUUUCAGAUAACUUGAUAAGUUUUACAGCUAGUGGUACAGUAACCUCACCAGAUGACACACUGCUUCAUCCAGUGAUGAUUUCCAGUCAAUCAGCACUUAUCCCAGAACAUGAACAGACUGCUUUUAUGCCAACUCCUGGGUCCUUACCUGGAAAUAUGCCUUCACUGAAUAACAACACAAUGGCUGUUUUGCAGUUACAAUCCGACCAGCUUUCUAAAAACUCAGAAAAGGCACUUUUGGGGCCCUCAUUGGUUUCCCAGACAGCUCCCUCACAACAAAACUUAACUCUCCACAGACUGACAUCUAAUCAGAACCAGCUCCCAGAAAAACAGUCAAUAGUUCUGAGUACAAAUAGUCCUGCUGCGCUCAAAGUGGGGAAACAACAGAUCAUUCCUAAGAGUUUAGCUUCUGAGAUAAAAGUGACAAACAAAACCAGCAACCAAAAUAUGGAGACGAACAAAAGGGUCCUCAAGGUCCGUAGCAUGUUGGAGGUGCUUAAUAUGCCUUUGGUAGCUGAUGGUGAUGAAGAGACAGAAGGUGACCUGGAUAGCCCAGGGGCAUUGAGAAGAGGCUUGAGGUCUACUUCCUAUCGAAGAGCAGUAGUGAGUGGCAUUGACUUUGACAGUUCUACAAAUUUUAAGAAAAAAAAUAGAAUGUCCCAGCCAAUACUCAAAGCUGUUGUGGAGGACAAGGAGAAAUUUUCUAGUUUAGGAAGAAUAAAGAAGAAAGCACUGAAAGUACAAGGGACAUUUGAUGGGGAAGAAACUGCAGUAUUGUAUCAGAACUACAAAGAAAAAGCUCUGGACAUAGAUUCUGAUGAAGAUUCUGAGUCCAAAGAACAAAAAUCAGAGGAAAGGAUAGUUAUUCAAUAUAAGCCUCUGAGAUCAACAUGGAGUCAGCUAUCAGUGGUGAAAAAGAAUGGACUGUCUCAGACGAUCAGUCAGGAGGAAAGAAAGAGGCAAGAGGCUAUAUUUGAAGUAAUAUCAUCUGAACAUUCAUACUUGCUGAGCUUGGAGAUUCUGAUCCGGAUGUUUAAAAAUUCCAAAGAACUGAGUUUAACAAUGACCAAAACAGAAAACCACCAUCUUUUCUCCAAUAUUGCUGAUGUCUGUGAAGCGAGCAAAAAGUUCUUUAAAGAACUUGAAGCAAGGCAUCAGAACAACAUCUUCAUAGAGGAUAUCAGUGAUAUUAUUGAAAAGCAUACAGCAUCAACAUUUGACCCAUACGUGAAAUAUUGUACUAAUGAAGUCUACCAACAGCGAACACUCCAGAAACUAUUAGCUACAAAUCCAGCCUUCAAGGAAGUGCUGUCACGGAUUGAGUCCCAUGAAGACUGCAGGAAUUUACCUAUGAUCUCUUUCCUCAUUCUUCCAAUGCAGAGGGUUACACGCCUUCCAUUGCUGAUGGAUACCAUCUGUCAGAAAACCCCUAAAGAUUCACCAAAAUAUGAGAUCUGCAAACGAGCCUUAAAAGAAGUGAGCAAGUUGGUCCGUUUAUGCAACGAAGGGGCUAGAAAAAUGGAAAGGACAGAAAUGAUGUACACAAUUAACAACCAGCUGGAAUUUAGAAUCAAGCCAUUUCCACUGGUCUCCUCUUCCCGGUGGUUAGUGAAAAGGGGUGAAUUAACAGCAUACGUGGAAGACACUGGACUCUUCUCUAAAAGGACCAGUAAGCAGCAAGUGUACUUCUUCCUCUUCAAUGAUGUCCUCAUUAUCACAAAGAAGAAGAGUGAGGAGAGCUACAAUGUCACAGAUUAUUCCUUGAGGGACCAGCUGUUGGUUGAACAAUGUGACAGUGAGGAGCUGAAUUCCUCACCCGUAAAGAAUAGUUCCACUAUGCUGUACUCUCGGCAGAGCUCUACAAGUCACCUCUUCAGAUUAACUGUCCUUAGCAACCACGCAGGAGAGAAGGUGGAGAUGCUACUGGGAACUGAGACUCAGAGUGAAAGAGCUCGCUGGAUUACUGCACUUGGACAGAACAGUGACAGACAGAAUGCAGACAGGACAACAUUGACACAGGUAGAGAUUGUCAGAACUUACACUGCAAAGCAGUCAGAUGAACUAUCCCUUCAGGUUGCUGAUGUGGUUCUGGUUUAUCAAAAAGUGAAUGAUGGUUGGUAUGAAGGUGAACGAUUGCGGGAUGGUGAGAGAGGUUGGUUUCCAAUGGAGUGUGCCAAGGAAAUCACAUGUCAAGCCACAAUUGACAAAAACAUGGAACGGAUGGGACGUUUGCUUGGACUUGAAACAAAUGUAUAGAGUCUCUGAAAUCUAUUUUUUCUUUGCUGCAGGAUUUGCACUAAGGGCCAUCAGUGGUGGCUUGGUUUUGUGCUUGUUGUCCCACUAUAGCUGUAGCGUGGUAGCUGUGAAUCACAGAUUUGUAAAAAUCAGUGAUAGGAGGAAGGGCGGGGGGGGGGGGGAAAGUCAGCAGCUCACUCUGUAUCCAGGCUACUUUAAGUUAAAAGCCCUUAAAAAGUAAAUUAACUUCUAAAGUUCCCAUAACAAAAUGCAGGUGACAUCUUUAGAUAGUCCCCUCUUCCUUGUUUUACAGUGUAAGAGAGCUAACGGAGUCAAGGUCUGAUCUGCACUAAAUCUUAACUGGGACUGAGCGGUAGGCUCUGGAGAGCAGCUCCACAUAUCUUUGACUUCACCUCCCUUUGUCUUUAGCUGCUCCACUCCCUUUACCUUUUUGUGCUGGUUCCUAACCCACACCCGUCCAACCAAACACACACUCUUUUUUUCUUGUUUGUUUUUUCCAGUUGUUUAAAAACACCUUAGCUUCCUCUGGCGAGGCCAACCACCAGCCACCCAGAAACAUGUUGCCCUGAAGCAAGCAGCAACAACAAAUUAAUAUUUGGGGAUUUCCUACUCCUCAAGGGAAAGUUUCAGUGCUGUACUGCUAGCACAAGAUGGUGCUAUGUGUGAGGAUAAAUAGCAGCUCUCUAACCCCUCAUAUGGCCUAAAAUGGAACCCGUGAGCACGCACUGUAUAAGGUGCUCCCUAGGCUCCAGAGAAGACACACACCAAGUAAAGAGAUAUUCCACUAAGUUAAGAGUGCACAGCUCUCUACUUUUGUAAUAUAAGAGCAUCCUUCUGUUGGGUCUUCUCAUCUUUCUCCUUGUGGCUCUCUGUCUACAUCUAUCUAUAUGUCUGUUUUAGUGAAGGGUUUUCAUAACGUUAGAUUACCUUUCGUGUUCAUCCUUUAAAACCUUAGCUCCUUGGGCUUCCUCCUCCCCAAUGAUGGCUUCUUAUUUCACACACAUGAUUUUUUUUUAAAUGCUGUCAUUUGAAAAGCAGUGAUUAAAGUACCUCUGUCCCAGCUAGCAAAGCUAAUGUGUUCUCCAGGGACUGAGAGGAGAAAUCCAGAAUGGUUUUCUGUUGGUCUUAUUUGCUGAUGAUGAUGUUUCAUCUAUUCAAGCAGCUCAGAUUUUGUUUCCUUCCAGUGUUGCUUCAGUGUUCAGAGUGCCGGGAAGGGUUUUCAAAUCAAGAAGUAUGCAGUGAACUUUUGUAGUGUAGAAAAGUAAGCUUGGUCUCCAAGGCUCCAGCCUCCAUCCCCAGAACAGACCAGCCUUACGGUAUGUCUACCCUUUUAGCUGGGGAUGUAAUUCCCAGCUCAAGGAGACUUACUUAGACUAUUCCAAUUGAGUUAGAACAGUAAAAUCAGAACAUAGCCCCGGUAGCAUGAGCAACAGGAUGGGCUAGCCACCCUGAAUACGUGCUCGUAAGAUACCUUAGCUUGUUUCAGCUUGUUUUUGUAAAAAAUAUUCUCCAUAAGUAUAAGCAGCUCUGUGCUCUGCUCUGCUCCUCUGUGUCCCUGAUAGAAAAUCAGAUUGCCUGACUGACAGUGUUAUAAUUCUCUCCAAGCUUAUCCAAUUCCACACAGUAUUUCACUGGAGUCCCACGCCAGCUGAUUCCGACACCUUCUCUUGUGUCGUUUCUCUUGCCUUCCCUGAGUCCUGUUAUGCACAAAAUAAACUAAUCUUCUGUGCUCUGGAGCACACACGUGCACAUGCUCAUUUGAUGUCUGUGGAGGCUAAACACAAGCUGAGAUGUAGGAUUUGGCUCCCACUGUUGUCCAUUAUGGUAGCAUUACAGUAUCUUUUUGAGCAGUUGGCACUUUUAUACAUUUACAGACACAUUUUUAAAACUCAUGCUGUAAGUUGUGGAUACAAAAAAUACUCAGUUACACAGUUGCAUUUGAACACUUGCAGGGGUAUCUUAAGAUCUGAAUGUUACCAGUUUGUGCCUUAACUUCCACUCCCACAGGGUAAGGAUUAUAAUGCUGAAUUCUUGGUUUAUUUUGAAAAUACAUGAGGAUGUUGAUCUCUGGGAAAUAUUCUAUUAAUCAUUUCAUUUCAAUUCCAGUUUUGCCUAUAUCUUUUAACUAGGAUCUCAAGAUGUGUUGUUGCUUCAGUUCAAGGUUUUGCAGGGAGAGUGGAGUGCUUUUUUAUCUUUUUUCCAUUUCGGUAGCAGAGGUGGUCAAAUUAAUUUCCUGUUUUUUGUUGAGGAAGGAGCGGGAAAGAGGUAUAUGAACCAGAACUCCAGGAUACCUUCACCUUCAGUCCUUGUUACAUGUUAAUUACUACAGAUACAGGAAGGGAAAAAAUUAUAGGAGAGCAGCACUAGUAUUGACUUAAACUCUUGGUCAUAGAGUUCAUACUGGAGAAGAUGAAAAGGCCUCGCAAUCAGGGAGGAUUUGCAGGGAGUAUAGAGUAAUAUGAUGUUUUGUCAACUUUGCCUUCCCAUUCCCAAUUGUGACCUGACCUAUUGUGCACACGACGGUGGGAGAGGGAAUAGUAGAAGCUCACGUUUCACAAGAGAAACAACCAUUUAAUGUUGUCUGACCAAGAUGCACUUGUAAACAGGAAAUAAUUUUCAAAACAUCUUCUCUGUAACUAGGUGUUACGGUUUGCACACUGUAUGUAUUAUAAAUAUGUUAAUCCUUUUAAGACACAGCUGAUCACUCAGCAGGGUUGAAUAAACGUUAGCACACAAAUGAGGUAAAAACUUAUAGUAGAAAGGCUUUCUGCUUGUAAUAUUUUCACUCCAUUUUUUGGAGGGGCUGCAUGUUGUAAUAUAUACUGUAAUAUGUUGAAGAUUUGUAAAUGAGUGUAAUGUUCUUAAGGUAUCCCUGUAACACUACACUUCAAAAUCUAUUAGAAAAGCAAUAGUUUUGUAUAAAGUAAUUUGAAGAUCCCCAACCUUGGAAGUUUGACACUUGGUUAUAUGCCCUUGUGAAUUAAUUUAUAAGUGGACCAAUGAAACAGUAAUGAGCAUAUUGUAAUCUUUGUAAAUUGAACACAGUGUUAUUUAACAUAGGUAAAAAUACUGCUAAUUUUUUAACAAAUAAUUAAAAAAAACCUACUGUAUACAGCCAGAUGUUUAACACAGUAACUGAAUGUAUAAAUCCAGAUAUUAAUUUUAUUCAGGUUUUUAAAUACAUUGUAUAUAUUUUUCACAUCUAGUUUUUCCAGAUGUUUUUAUAAAUGUUUCCAUUUCUCCUUUUAUCAGAUACAAUUCUGCAGGAAUUAGACAUCAGUGACUUUAUAGGACAACAAUCAAUAAAAUGCUUUUAAAAACUUUACUAAAAAAAAAA